ACGCGGCUGCUGCGGGCGAGCUCCAGCUCCGGCGGCAGCGAGCGGCCGCGGCACCGGCGCCAUGCUGAACAACCUGACCGACUGCGAGGACGGCGACGGCGGCGCCAGCCAAGGCGAUGGCAACCCCAAGGAGAGCAGCCCCUUCAUUAACAGCACGGACCUGGAGAAGGGCAAGGAGUACGAUGGCAAGAACAUGGCCCUCUUCGAGGAGGAGAUGGACACCAGCCCUAUGGUCUCGUCCCUGCUGAGUGGACUGGCCAAUUACACCAACCUGCCACAGGGCAGCCGGGAGCACGAGGAGGCUGAGAACAAUGAUGGAGGCAAGAAGAAGCCGGUGCAGGCCCCACGGAUGGGCACCUUCAUGGGUGUCUACCUGCCCUGCCUUCAGAACAUCUUUGGAGUCAUCCUCUUCCUGCGUCUCACCUGGGUGGUGGGGAUCGCUGGCAUCAUGGAGUCAUUCUGCAUGGUCUUCCUCUGCUGCUCCUGCACGAUGCUGACGGCCAUUUCCAUGAGCGCGAUCGCCACCAACGGUGUGGUGCCAGCGGGUGGCUCCUACUACAUGAUCUCACGCUCGCUGGGACCCGAGUUUGGUGGGGCUGUGGGGCUCUGCUUCUACCUGGGCACCACCUUUGCCGGUGCCAUGUACAUCCUGGGCACCAUCGAAAUCCUGCUGGCCUACAUCUUCCCGGCCAUGGCCAUCUUCAAGGCAGAGGAUGCCAGCGGGGAGGCAGCUGCAAUGCUCAACAACAUGCGUGUGUACGGCACCUGUGUGCUGACCUGCAUGGCCACCGUCGUGUUCGUGGGUGUCAAGUAUGUCAACAAAUUUGCCCUGGUCUUCCUGGGCUGUGUCAUCCUCUCCAUCCUCGCCAUCUAUGCUGGUGUUAUCAAAUCUGCCUUUGACCCACCAAGCUUCCCGAUCUGCCUCCUGGGCAACAGGACCCUCUCACGCCACGGCUUUGACCUCUGCACCAAGAUGGUGGUGGAGGGGAAUGAGACAGUUGGCUCCAAACUCUGGGAGCUUUUCUGCACCUCCCGUUUCCUCAAUGCGACCUGUGAUGAGUACUUCACCAUGAACAACGUCACUGAGAUCGAGGGCAUCCCUGGUGCUGCCAGCGGCCUCAUCCAAGAGAACCUCUGGAGCUCAUACCUUACCAAGGGCGUGAUCGUGGAGAAGCGGGGGCUGCCCUCGGUGAGCUCCCCCGACACCCCAGUGGACAUGGACCAGCCCUACGUCUUCAGCGACAUGACGUCCUACUUCACCCUGCUCGUCGGCAUCUACUUCCCCUCGGUGACAGGUGGGAGCCGCCGCGGGCCCCGCUCCGUGGGCACAGCACGUGUGGCCGGGCGCGCUCCCGCACGUGUGCCACCCCCGCACCCGGGGGUGCGUGCGGCGGUGACAGCGGCGGCGCGGGGGCGGCCGGUCGCCAUCGCCUCCCCCGCAGCCGCCCGCGCUCCAGAUCUGACGGUGCCGCCCGGUGCGCGCUGA
Messenger RNA from Camarhynchus parvulus, 1486 nucleotides. RefSeq names its product solute carrier family 12 member 5-like. Gene Ontology annotation, molecular function: potassium:chloride symporter activity. Lineage: Eukaryota; Metazoa; Chordata; Aves; Passeriformes; Thraupidae. The transcript is spliced from 9 exons. The record is from RefSeq and is a predicted model, not a curated record. Gene Ontology annotation, biological process: potassium ion homeostasis; chloride transmembrane transport; cell volume homeostasis. The coding region runs from base 62 to 1486 and encodes 474 amino acids. Gene Ontology annotation, cellular component: membrane.